AUGGCAGCUCAAGGCGGCUUGGUUCUCGCUCUUCUCUGCUGGGCAGCAAGCGAGGUGGCUGCCUACCCACCCUGGGAUAACUCCUGGCACGACGCAGCCAGGCGAGGAGGUGCCCGGGCGGACCCCCAGCCUUGGGCUUCAUGGACGGAGGACCCUCACUCUCGAGCCGCCCCCAGCCACCACCCGGUGGUGGUGCACUGCCAGGAGGCUCAGCUGGUGGUGACGGUGCACAGGGACCUCUUCGGCACCGGGCGGCUGGUGAACGCCGCCGAGCUGACGCUGGGACCGGCGGCUUGCCAGCAUUCCUCGCUCAACCCUGCCCACAACACUGUCACCUUCGCCGCUGGCCUCCACGAGUGUGGCAGCGUCGUGCAGAUCACGCCGGAUUCCCUCAUCUACCGCACGCUCCUCAACUACGAGCCCAGCCCCGCCAGCAACCCUGUCAUCAUCCGCAGCAACCCUGCCGUCAUCCCCAUCGAGUGCCACUACCCCAGGAGGGAGAACGUCAGCAGCAACGCCAUCCAGCCCACCUGGGCUCCCUUCAGCUCCGCGCUGUCCGCAGAGGAGAGGCUGGUGUUCACUCUGCGCCUCAUGAACGAGGACUGGAGCUCGGAGAGACCUUUCACGGGCUUCCAGCUGGGCGAUGUCCUCAACAUCCAAGCAGAGGUGGCCACGGAGAACCACGUGCCACUGAGGCUGUUCGUGGACAGCUGCGUGGCCGCCCUGAGCCCUGGCACAGAGUCCUCACCCCACUACUCCAUCAUCGACUUCAACGGGUGCCUGGUUGAUGGGAGGUCAGACGACACCAGCUCUGCCUUCAUCACCCCCCGGCCCCGGGAGGACAUGCUGCGCUUCCAGAUCGAUGUCUUCAGGUUUGCAGGGGACGCCAGGAACCUGAUCUACAUCACCUGCCACCUGAAGGUGACCCCAGCAGACCAAGCCCCAGACCCCCUGAACAAGGCUUGCUCCUUCAACAAGGCCAGGAACACCUGGGCACCAGUGGAAGGCACCAGGGACAUCUGCAGCUGCUGUGAGAUGGGCAACUGCGAGGCCUCUGCCUUCUCCAGGAGACUCAACCCCCUGGAGCAGUGGCCCAGCCGCCGCUUCCGCCGCCACGAUGCCACCGGGAAAGAGGCUGAAGCUGAUGUGGUCAUCGGCCCUGUGCUCCUCUCCAGGGACCUGAGCACCACGGGAGAGCAGGAGGAGGAGGGAGGUCAAGGUGGGGUGACAGCCACCUCCAGCCUGUUGACAGGGCUGAUCUGCCUGGCAGCCAGCAUGGGGCUGGCCGGCGUGGGGCUGGCUGUCGGCGUGGGGUGCAGGAGGUGCAGCCCGGCCUCGGCAGGGCUGAGGCUCAGCCCCACACCAGCCCGGGAGCACUCAGGCCCCCGAAGCCUGGCGGGGUCCCGGGGAUUAGCACAGCACCGAGCAGGGGCUGGAGGUCGCAGGGGCUGCGAGAAGCAGCAGGCGGCACCCGGGGUGCGGGAGUCGGAGCGGGGCCAGGACGUCCCUCGGGCGCUGCGGCUGCGCUGCCGGAGCGGGUCCCGGCUCCCAGGGGGCUGCGUCAUCAAACGCUUCUUGGUGGGGGUCUGGGGUUGCGGGGAGUGGGGUGAGAAUGGGUUGGAGAGAGACACUGUAAAGGAUCAGGGCUACGGGACCCUCGCCGGAGCUGAGUCAGGGACUGUCCCCGAACUGCAGGUUCAGCCCCGCCGGGCAGAGGCCAGGCCCGUGCAGGACACGACCUCACCGCCGCAGCCCCCUGCCCAAGCCCGCUCCUUGCCCAAGCCGCAGCCCGGCCCCUUCCUGUUCCUGGUCUCUUUCUUCCUUCCUUCCGCUCGGCCAACCCCGCAGCGACCCAGCACCCCCAGCUCCAGGCCCGGGCACCACCCCGAGAGAAGGCGGGAACGGGGGAGGUGGCAGCGCGGAGAGGAGGGAGCAGGACCGGAACGGAGCAGGAAGAGAGGAACCGGAACCGCGAACCGCCACGACAGCGGGAGGUGCUUAAAUGGGCGGGGCGAGGGGAGGAGCACCAGCGGAGCCAAUGAGAACGCAGGUACGGAGUCAAUGACGACGCAGCGGCGAAGCCAAUGGAUGCGCAGGGGCGGAGUCAAUGAGAACUCAGGGGCGGAGCCAAUGGAGACAGGGGCGGGGGCUGCGGAAAGGGGCGGAGCGGAGUGGGGCUGA
Indicator indicator is the source of this 2181-nucleotide messenger RNA. Its product is annotated as zona pellucida sperm-binding protein 3-like. The record is from RefSeq and is a predicted model, not a curated record. The coding region runs from base 1 to 2181 and encodes 726 amino acids. The transcript is spliced from 12 exons. Gene Ontology annotation, cellular component: extracellular matrix. Gene Ontology annotation, biological process: binding of sperm to zona pellucida; positive regulation of acrosome reaction; egg coat formation. NCBI's taxonomy places the organism in Eukaryota, Metazoa, Chordata, Aves, Piciformes, Indicatoridae. Gene Ontology annotation, molecular function: acrosin binding.